GAAGUCGGAUGCUUAACCGACUGCGCCACCCAGGCGCCCCUGACUCCUAUGGUUUCUAAAGAGUCUCCAGUACAUGAGGUCAGAAUAGCUGCUACCGUCAGCUUUCUAUGCCCUGCCUGGAUUCCCUCCAUGCCUCUCUGCUUUCUCUGUUUUCUUCCUUCACAGAUUAGUAUGAAUGACCUGGCCCUGCCUUCCGCAGAAUGUGAUCUGGUAUCAGGGAGACCUGAAUCAGACAAUUAGAAGACAAUGGUUUCAGAACCAAAAGCACUAGGAAUGGUGGGGUCACAGAUAAGGGUCAUCAGAAGGUUCCCAGACCUGGAAGACUCUUAGUUGUGCAAAAGGAGUGACCAGUGGGAGAGCAGGGGACCUAAACCACUAAUUUAUCUGGAAGGCUAAUGGGAGCUGGAGUCAGGGUUUUAAGCCAACUGAUGAGAUUUGCACUUGAGAAAAUUUCCUUUGGCUGCGGAAGGUUCGCCCUCCUGGAAACCACCAUGUCGUGGACUCGUUCAAUGUGCUCCUAGUUCCAGAGGAGCAGAGGGGAAGUCGGACUCGGCGAGGUCCCCGAGGGCCCAGCGCCUUCAUCCCAGUGGAGGAGGUCCUUCGGGAGGGAGCAGAGAGCCUGGAGCAACAUCUGAGGCUGGAGGCAUUGAUGUCCUUGGGGCGAGUGGACAACCUGGCGGUGGUGAUGGGCCUGCACCCUGACUACCUUAGCAGCUUUUGGCGUCUACACUACCUCCUGCUGCACACAGAUGGGCCCCUGGCCAGCUCGUGGCGCCACUACAUUGCCAUCAUGGCUGCCGCCCGCCACCAGUGUUCCUACCUGGUGGGGUCCCACAUGGCUGAGUUUCUGCAGACUGGUGGUGACCCUGAGUGGCUGCUCGGUCUCCAUCAUGCCCCCGAGAAGCUGCGCAAGCUCAGCGAGAUCAACAAGUUGCUGGCACACCGGCCGUGGCUCAUCACCAAGGAGCACAUCCAGGCCUUGCUGAAGACAGGCGAGCACAGCUGGUCUCUGGCGGAGCUCAUCCAGGCCCUGGUCCUGCUCACCCACUGCCACUCGCUGGCCUCCUUUGUGUUUGGCUGCGGCAUCCUCCCUGAGGGGGACCCAGAGGGCAGCCCUGCCCCCCAGGCACCUUCACCCCCCAGUGAGCAGAGCAGCCCCCCCAGCAGGGACCCAAUGAACAACUCUGGGGGCUUCGAGGCUGCCCGAGACGUGGAAGCGUUGAUGGAGCGCAUGAGGCAGCUGCAGGAGAGCCUGUUACGGGAUGAGGGAGCAUCCCAGGAGGAGAUGGAGAGCCGCUUUGAGCUGGAGAAGUCAGAGAGCCUUCUGGUGGCUCCCUCAGCUGACAUCCUGGAGCCCUCUCCACACCCAGACAUGCUGUGCUUUGUGGAGGACCCCACUUUUGGAUAUGAGGACUUUACCCGGCGAGGGGCUCAGGCACCCCCCACCUUCCGUGCCCAGGAUUAUACCUGGGAAGACCAUGGCUAUUCACUGAUCCAACGGCUCUACCCUGAGGGUGGGCAGCUGUUGGAUGAGAAGUUCCAGGCAGCUUAUAGCCUCACCUACAACACCAUUGCCAUGCACAGUGGAGUAGACACCUCCAUGCUCCGGAGGGCCAUCUGGAAUUACAUCCACUGUGUCUUUGGUAUCAGAUAUGAUGACUAUGACUACGGGGAGGUGAACCAGCUCCUGGAACGGAACCUCAAGGUCUAUAUCAAGACGGUGGCCUGCUACCCAGAGAAGACCACCCGAAGAAUGUACAACCUCUUCUGGAGGCACUUCCGCCAUUCAGAGAAGGUCCACGUGAACUUGCUGCUCCUGGAGGCCCGCAUGCAGGCUGCCCUUCUCUACGCCCUCCGUGCCAUCACCCGCUACAUGACCUGACUGCGAGCAGGAUCUGGGCCCGGAGCAGCUGACCCUGGGGGCAUCCUCCUCCCUGCAAGGACUUCUCUUUCUGGAGACAGACCCCGAUCCUUUUCUGUCCCAGCCCCCCCCUCCCCUACUCCGGAGGUGGGCUUGUGUGUGACUUGUAGCCCCUGAGCCGUACCCUCCUUUUUUCUCCCCAGAACGGACAGGAUCAUUGCAUUGACCUCAGCAGAGAUCUCUGCAGAGAUCUCGGCUCUGCCCUCGGGAGCUGGAAGAGGAGGACUAGCAGAUCGCAAGGGACCGUGCCCCUCUUCCUGCCCCUGACCCCAGAGGCGGGGGGCGCCGGAAGGAAAUGAGCUGAGCUCAGACUCGCGUGCCAGCAGGCUGGGCCGCAGGCAUCACAAGUGCUGUGGCCUUCCUGGACUGGGAAGUCCCUGCCUGCCCCUGAAGGAGAGGGGCAGACACCUGCAGGGACUGACACUCCAAGCAGUUGUGCCCUUUCUCCUCCUCCUCCUCCCUCACUCCCAGAUUUCAUUACCUCCCACCUGCCAUUCACCCAUCAAUGUGAAAGUCAGUGUCACAGCUGGUCUGUGUGUUCGGCUCCCCAGAAGCCUGUUCUGCUGGGCAGCCUGAAGGCCCCCUGUUCCCUAGUUGCCCUGAUCCUAGUUUAGCACCUUUGACUUCCUUCACCCUCUGACUCUUUUUUUCCCAUGCCUGAUGCUGUGAGGCCCCAGAAGAGAGAUCAAGCACGUCAAAAAAGUAGAUUGUCUCUAGAGAGCUUGGGGUGUCUGUGGGCCCCUCUGACUUCUGAAGAGGAGGGAGUAUUAUAAAUUCUCUGUAUUUUUGGUUCUUUAUGGGUGAGGUUCUUGGGGGCCUCACUUCUCUAGCCACAGUCAAUGCCUGAGGAGAAGGACAAGGAGAAAUCUGUUCUGCCUGGGACUGUACCUGCCCCACAGAGGCCAGCACCCCACUCUCCUAUGUCCCACGGCUGUGCCACAGACAUUUCCCAACGAGUGAGCCUUCCUAGGUGGCUUAGGAGGAAUGGGCUCAGGGGGCGAGUCAGGAGACCCCAGGGUCUUGUUUGGGUCCUGCCCAAACUGGUCAGGUGACCAGGGCUAUGUUGCCAAACAUCUUUGACCUCCGUUUUUACAGUCGAAGGCUGAGACUGUAUGUGAGGUCUGAGUCUCCUCUGGGCUUCUCAGGCCGACCUGCCAGCAGCGAACUGCAAAUCUUGCAGAAUCUCAAAGGCCUCUAGGGACGCCCCGCCCUGGCAGGCAGCCUCUCCUGGCCACCUUCCAAGGACACCUCCCACCCCCCCCACCCCCCAUCCCAGUUUCUGUCCCCUCCUCGAUUUAAGUGGAUUGCUCGGAGGCAGAAGCAGCCAAGGACCGAUCCCAGGCACUUUCUGUAGCAAAUAAGCUGUGAAUUGGUGACUGAAGACAGGCAAGGGUCAUGAUGCUGCUGCUUCUGACCCUCCUCUCUGAAGAGGGACAGAAGAGGAGCCCGUUCAGCAGCGUGCCACAUUUCACACCCGUGCAGGCAUGGGGAAGCGGCUGGCACCCCCUUCAGGCCUCAGGCCCUCUGUGCAAUGAAGCUGAGCAGGAGGGAAGAGGCCCCAGCAUUGGGGCUCGGCUUCUAGAAGGGACGUCAUGACUCUGUAAAUGUCCCCUGGGUGGGUCGGGAGGGGUAUCUAGCGUUCAAAUGCAGAAAUCUUUGGCUUUGCUACCAGUUCUGUAUGCUGAGAAAUAAAAGUUCACCGAGGUUUUGUUUUGUA
Messenger RNA from Felis catus (domestic cat), 3638 nucleotides. It is a transcript of the gene SESN2, whose product is annotated as sestrin 2. Gene Ontology annotation, cellular component: nucleus. Lineage: Eukaryota; Metazoa; Chordata; Mammalia; Carnivora; Felidae. The record is from RefSeq and is a predicted model, not a curated record. Bases 650 to 1882 code for a protein of 410 amino acids. Gene Ontology annotation, molecular function: oxidoreductase activity, acting on peroxide as acceptor; L-leucine binding. The transcript is spliced from 10 exons. Gene Ontology annotation, biological process: regulation of response to reactive oxygen species; cellular response to L-leucine; negative regulation of TORC1 signaling.